GAUGUUUCGCAUUUUGCAGUUUAACCUGGCGAUCAAGGACAUCCCCGAGGUGACACAGGAAGCUAAAAAAGCACUUUCUGGCCAGCUGCCCGCUGUGGGGCGCUCCAUGUGUGUGGAGAUCUCUCUGAAGACCUCCGAGGGCGACUCCAUGGAGCUUGAAGUUUGGUGCCUGGAAAUGAAUGAAAAAUGUGAUCAAGAUAUCAAAGUUUCCUACACUGUAUAUAACCGGCUGUCACUGCUACUGAAAUCACUGCUCGCUGUCACCCGGGUGACUCCAGCAUACAGACUGUCCCGGAAGCAAGGGCAUGAAUAUGUUAUUCUCUACAGGAUUUAUUUUGGAGAUGUUCAGCUCCUGGGACUCAAAGAAGGUUUCCAAGCAGUGCGCGUUGGGACGGUGGGAACUCCCCUCGGAACACUUACCCUGACCUGCGCCUACAGGACUAAUCUGGCCUUCAUUUCCUCUCGGCAGUUUGAGAGGACCCAGCCCAUCAUGGGGAUUAUUAUUGAUCACUUUGUUGACCGACCUUUUCCCAGCACCUCACACAUGCAUCCCUGCAACUACAGGGCACCUGAGGAGCAAGGUGCUGCCUACCCAUCUGUGGAGGAUUCCCAGGAUGUGUGUGCCACGUCCUUCUCUACAUCACCCCCCUCGCAGGUGAGACUGCCUCGGAUAUUAUUACUGUAUUACUAUAAUGUUCAGCAGAUCCUGACAUCCUCCAAGAUGCAAAUCUGGUGGUGA
Pseudophryne corroboree (corroboree frog) is the source of this 739-nucleotide messenger RNA. RefSeq names its product autophagy-related protein 13-like. The transcript has 7 exons. NCBI's taxonomy places the organism in Eukaryota, Metazoa, Chordata, Amphibia, Anura, Myobatrachidae. Gene Ontology annotation, cellular component: cytosol; Atg1/ULK1 kinase complex; phagophore assembly site. Gene Ontology annotation, biological process: autophagosome assembly; mitophagy; piecemeal microautophagy of the nucleus. Bases 2 to 739 code for a protein of 245 amino acids. The record is from RefSeq and is a predicted model, not a curated record.